This is a messenger RNA of Sorghum bicolor (sorghum), 1296 nucleotides long. RefSeq names its product transient receptor potential channel pyrexia. Bases 1 to 1296 code for a protein of 431 amino acids. The transcript has 10 exons. The record is from RefSeq and is a predicted model, not a curated record. NCBI's taxonomy places the organism in Eukaryota, Viridiplantae, Streptophyta, Magnoliopsida, Poales, Poaceae. Gene Ontology annotation, molecular function: protein binding.
AUGAACAGGCGGCCGGCGUACAUCGGUACAUGCAAGGGAAACGAUCGAUGCAAUGCGGCGGCAGAUGGCAACCUCCGCGUCUUCAAGCGGAUCGCGAGCGCGCUCGACGGCGGGAAGGGCCGGAUCCGGGAGGCGGUGGAGGCCGUCAGGGACGAGCUCGGCGACGGAGUGCUACACGUCGCCGCCGCGCUCGGGAGGACACGGGUGUGUGCCUACCUAGUCGAGGAGCUUCACAUGGACAUCAACGCUGCUGCCGUGUCAGGUCAAACACCUCUCAGUUACGCAGUUUGUUCUGACGAUAAUGUAGAAGUUGUGAGGUAUCUUCUUGAUCAUGACGCUGAUCCAGAUAAGCCUGUGUAUCAUGGGUGUAACUCGCUACAUAUUGCAGUUGCAAAAGGAUUAUGUGUAAUGGUAGAACUCUUGCUCUCAAAAGGAGCUGAUGUUAAUUCUAUGUCCUACUGCGGGACGCCGCUGAAUGUUGCUGCAAUGGAAAAUCAGGGUGCUGUUAUGAAGAUUUUACUGGACUACAAUGCUGAUUGCAACAAAGAAUAUUCCACCAUUUUUACUCCUUUGUCAACUGCUCUCUGUGCUCGCUCGCUGAGCUGUGUCAAGCUUCUGAUUAAGGCUGGUGCUGAUGUGACGACAAAGGGCACUCAUAAGUUUUCCCCCUUAAUAUUCGCUGCAAAUGAGGGCUUAACAGAUUUUUAUGAGUGUUUACUGGAGGCUGGUGCUGAUCCCAAUGUUCCUGAUGAUUCUGGACUCCUUCCAAUAGAAAUUGCAGCGCUUGAAAAUAGACGGAAAGAUGUUGAGAUCCUUUUGCGCGUGACAGCUCGUAUCCCAUCUGUGCCUGACUGGAGUGUUGAUGGGGUACUUGCAUAUGUUAAAUCAAUACCUACAGAUGAGGAUGACCCUGUGUACAAAAUGAACCUGGCUGAUUUGAAGUUAGAAGGAAACAAAGCAUUCAAGAAAAAAGAUUAUUAUACUGCAGUAAAAUUCUACUCCGUGGCUAUAAUGAAGAACGCCAAUUCUGUUGAUGCAACAUUGUUUUCGAAUAGGAGCCUUUGCUGGAUUAAAAUGGGUGAAGGAAACAAGGCUUUGAUUGAUGCUGAAGCUUGUAGGCUUUUCCAGCCUUAUUGGGCAAAAGCCUGCUACCGGCAAGGUGCUGCUCAUAUGUUCUUGAAGGACUAUGAAAAGGCAUGUGGUGCAUUUCUUGAUGGCCUGAAGUUGGACCCGGCUAAUGCAGAAUUGGAGAAUGAACUUCGGUACCAAUCCCCUGCUCUUUGUCGUUUGUUGUAA